Molecule: messenger RNA, 2384 nt
Organism: Pecten maximus
Lineage: Eukaryota; Metazoa; Mollusca; Bivalvia; Pectinida; Pectinidae
Product: deoxyribonuclease-2-alpha-like
Exons: 8
Coding region: 238-1308 (356 amino acids)
Biological process (GO): apoptotic DNA fragmentation
Molecular function (GO): deoxyribonuclease II activity
Source: RefSeq, a predicted model, not a curated record
GUGCCGCGGUAGCCGAGUGAUUUCUGGUUUCGAAACAGUUUUGGAUCUAGGAUCCCUGGUUGUCGAGGGGAGGGGUCUCAUAGGGGAAAUAUAGUUAUUUUAACGACAGGGUUUGUCACGUGAGAAAAUCGAAACCGAAAGUAAAAAUAUCCAGCUACUAUAGCUACUUCCUGUUGUUACUCUAACGAGAACUAAGAAGAUCUCCGGUACAGAGGUACAGGGGAAACUGAAUACACAAUGGCGGGACGGAGGAUCCUGCUGGCCGGUUUGAUAUUGUGGGAAACAUUGAUCGUUGCGGACGGUAUGAAAUGUCUGUCGGAAGCGGGUAAAGCCGUCGAUUGGUACAUUGUUUACAAGCUGCCCAUUCUGAGAAAGAGCAUUAACCCUGUUAUGUCCCAGGGUCUUGGGUUUUAUUAUAUGGACGCAGACUCUCCUUCCUGGAAGUUGUCUAAGGUCGGGAUCGAUGGCAAUGUCACCAAUCCUGUUUACAAUACGCUGCAGCAGAUCUACAGUUCACCAAAAGACGAUAGUUACAUGUAUAUGAUGUAUAAUGACCAGACACCUUCCUCACAGAGUCUUAACCAUGGACACACUAAAGGAGUGGUGAGUUUUGAUAUUGAGGGCGGAUUUUGGUUGGUGCACAGUACUCCACGUUUCCCGCCCAACAAGACUGCAGGAUGGGCUUGGCCCAACAGUGCCAUGGAUUAUGGACAGACAUUCUUAUGUGUCUCUUAUCCCACUGCCAUGAUAGAUAAAAUUGGUGAGCAGUUUCUAUAUACGUAUCCAAAGAUUUAUGACAAAGUCUUUCCGGCCAGUUUUGCUGCAAAGUGGCCUGCAAUGAACAAGAUCCUAGGGGGUACACAGUCACAUGUUAACCAGUUGCCAUGGUACCAUACGAUGACCCUGAUGUCGACAGCUGGUCAUCAGUUUGUCAGUUAUGCCAAGUUUGGGAAAUUCAUGGCUGAUCUCUAUGAUAAUUUGGUGGCAAUAGAUCUCCAUGGCGACAUAAUGGUGGAAUCCUGGCAGAAAGGAGGGGAAAAAGAGAACCUUCCAACCAACUGUUCUGUUACAUACAAGGUGUAUAAUGUACAGAAUGUGACCUUUCCUGUUGGUGGUGUGAGUUUUCUGGAGACUAAGGAUCAUUCCAAGUGGGCAGUGUCUGUAAAUAAAGGAGGCUGGACCUGUAUAGGGGGUAUAAACAGACAGCGUUCACAGUUCCACAGAGCAGGAGGGACAGUAUGCUUCCAACAUAAACAGGUUUGGAAAAGCUUCAGAGCUCUGGUGGGAAAGUAUGCACCAUGUCCCUAGGAAACCUGGUGACAGGCAUGGAACUAGGGGCAGACAAUCAAAACUAGUCUUGUGGCAUGAUGACUUUACAGGUAUCUGUUGAGAAAUCUGGUGAUAAUGUUAUUAGUGUUAGCAAUGAACACCUGUAAUAUGUAUAACAUAACAGACAAGUCAACAUUGUUUACUUCUACAGCCUGUUAGAGGGCUAUGUUGUUGUGAUAGCCGCGAACACUAUGUUAGAUGGCUAUGUUGUUAUGAUAGGCGUGAACACUAUCAUCAGAUCGUCUAUAGUUGUAUUACAAUACAAUGGUCCGAGUGUACAAUAAGUUACAAUACCAAGUAAUAUGUUGUCACAGAACCAAACACAACUCGCCAAACAUUGGUGAUAUAUUUUUCACCUUGUUGUCAAAUAUCAGACUUGUUUUAUUGUCACUUGUAUCACAUUCCCAUAUAGCUCAGGGAACCAGUUCAUUUUGUGCCAUUGUUUUUACUUUUGUUUUGAUAUAGAUCAGGUAUACACUAGUUCUAAUUAUAUUUAAGGUGAUAGUAAGGACUUCUAUUUUCUCCCAGCACAAUAUUUCACUGCUAACAACUGAAAUGUUUUAGGUUUUAUUUGAAAGGUUAUUUCUCUUCCGACAAUAGGAUUUUUAUUAUUAUGUGUAAUUAUCUGUGUGAUAAUAUUUUUUCCAAUUUUUGUGUCACAAUAAACAAUUUUAUUUAGGAGAGAAAGGUAUAAAUCACAGAGGGCAGAAAGGUAUAAAUUACAGAGGAUGGAAUAAGGUGAAUGUUUGGAUGUGGUAUGUUAUUCCAUAACACAAUUUCUCAUUACCAAUGAUCUGAUUAUGUUGUAAAAAAUUUUCUUUGGUGUAUGGUACGUGUUUACAAAACCAUAUACAUAGUGUAUAUUUUUUUUAUAAACUUUUUCCUCUUCUGAGGAUCACACCUUAUGACAAACAUUGAUAUAUAUUUGUAUACUUGACCAAAUGUUUUUGCAAGACUUUCUUAAAGAAAUUGUAUGUCAGACUGUUCUCAGGGUAAAUUGUACCUUUUGGAUUAACCAUGUUACAGGAAGAAAUUCACGCUUUCAGCUGACUUUU